AUGGCGCUGUCGCAGGGUCCAGUGAGCCCGACAGCGUCGACGUGCACGGCGGAGACGGCGCGCGGCCGGCACACGUUCGUGGUCGCCGGGUACAGCCUGCACAGGGGCCUCGGCGCCGGCAAGUUCAUCCGCUCCGUCACCUUCCACGUCGGCGGCCACGGCUGGAGCGUCCGCUGCUACCCCGACGGGCACACCGGCAAGGACAGCAACCAGGACUUCGUCUGCGUCUACAUCGAGCUCAUGGCGGCGAAGCAGGGCGCCGCCGAGGUGCGGGCGGUCUACGACCUGAGGCUCGUGGACCUCCUCACCGGCGAGUCCAAGGUCCUCUUCCACCCGGCGGCGCCGAGGGCGUUCAGCGGCGAGAGCCCGGUCUGGGGCGCCCGGUGGUUCAUACGGCGGACGGAGCUGGAGGCGUCGACGUACCUGCGAGAGGACCGCCUCGUGAUCGAGUGCGACCUCACCGUGAUCGUGGCGAAACAAGAGGCCUCACCCCAGACACCAUGCGAGGUCAUCCAAGCGCCGCCGUCGGACCUGCCGGUCGACUUGGGGAAGCUGCUGAAGACGGCGGAGGGCGCUGACGUGGCGUUCAAGGUCCAGGAGGAGACCUUCCGGGCGCACCGGGUCGUGCUCGCGGCGCGCUCGCCGGUGUUCGAGGCGGAGCUCUACGGACCACUGAGAGAGAAGAGCGACGGUGAGGCCGUCAUACCGGUGGAAGGCGUGCAUCCUGAUGCUUUCAGAGCGCUGCUCCACUUCAUCUACACGGACUCGUUGCCGGCAACGGACGACGACCUCGACGGAGACGAGAGCAAGGAGAUGGUCAAGCAUCCACUCGUGGCGGCGGACCGGUACGCCAUGGAGAGGAUGAAGCUGGUGUGCGCGAGCAUCCUUUGCAGGAGACUUGACGUCGAGGGCGUGUCGACCACCCUAGCUCUACCUGACCGCUACAGUUGCAGCGAGCUCAAAGAUUCCUGCAUCCAGUACGUCAUCUCUUCGAAUAGCAUGGAUGAGGUGGUGGCGAGCCGAGGGUACGAGGAGCUCAAAAGGGCGUGUCCUGCUACCACCGUGGAGUUGUGGGAGAAAGCAUCAUCAUCCAAGUCGCACAAGAUUGCGUAUGCUGAGCAGCGUGAUGAGCGCGUCCUAGACGAGCUAGAUUAG
Messenger RNA from Panicum virgatum (switchgrass), 1155 nucleotides. Its product is annotated as BTB/POZ and MATH domain-containing protein 1-like. The transcript has a single exon. The record is from RefSeq and is a predicted model, not a curated record. Lineage: Eukaryota; Viridiplantae; Streptophyta; Magnoliopsida; Poales; Poaceae. Gene Ontology annotation, biological process: protein ubiquitination. Bases 1 to 1155 code for a protein of 384 amino acids. Gene Ontology annotation, molecular function: protein binding.